UGACUUUCACGUUAUAUUCACACGCGAGAGAAAGCAGUUGAAUUUCGGCGCGGCUAGCUCAGUCAAUAAACUAGAUAACUUUUCGGAAUUAUGAAUUCUCAACAUGGCGUUGGCCAUAAUGAGAGCCCCGUCAGAUCGGCAGCUAAUCCGUUAUUGUUGUUGAUUCAUUAUCAAUGUUUUUGGGAGACGAUAAUAAGACAGUGGUGAGCGACACGAAUCGUCGAUUCAGUAUAAAAAAUGGGUAAUUACUGGUAUGUCAAGCAGUCGAUGGGAUCGUUAUCAAAUAUUGGAAUGACGAUGACGAGGCACUGAUCGUCGUAACAGUGAUGAAAAUCAAUUGACGUGAGAGAUCAAAAUCAAGGGUCUCUCUUCAACUUUCUCCCCAAAAAAUGGAGGACUACACUCCCGUGGAGGAGGACUUCCCUGGUCGUUUACUCCACCAGGCAGCCCUUUGGGACAACGCCGAGCUCCUGGAGGAUCUCCUCCGAGGCGAUCACUCCCAAUACAUAAACAGCCAAGACUCGUGGGGUCGCACAGCCCUCCACGCCGCGGCGAUAACCGAGAACUCGCGUUGUUUAGUAGUUCUUCUGUCGAACGGUGCAAACCCGAACAUUCCUUGUGGCCCUCGAGGUCAGCAUCGCACGGCCCUUCACAUCUGCACUGAUCACGGUCACAGUGAAAACAUCUCAAAGCUCCUGGAGCACCACGUGGACCUGGCGGUCCGCGAUAGCAACGGCUUGACCCCCGAGGACAUCGCGGCUAAGAAUAACGACAAGCAAUCGAUCAGUCUGUUAGUCGAAGCCUCGGAGAAAUGCGAACUCCUUCGGCUAGCCACCCACGCAUCGCUCCGAGCGGCUUGCUUGCAGGGCGACACAAUAUCCGCAAGAACCAUUAUCCAAAGUUCCUCUGAAUGCCUCGAAGCCAUUGUAAACAUGGCACCAAAUGGAGCAAACACCCUUCUCUUCAUCACUUGCGAGAUGGGUCACAAAGACAUUGUGCGUCUCCUGCUAGAUCACGGGGCUGACUGUCGAAGCCACCCAGUGACCAAAUACACUCCCUUGUACAUCGCUUGCUACAACGGAAAGCUGGAGAUCGUUGAUCUCCUCCUUCGUCACUUUCCAAAGCAAAUUCAGUCCCUGACUGUCGAACGCUGGCUGCCCAUCCACGCAGCGACGAUCAACGGUCACGCCGCUGUCGUAGACCUUCUUCUAAGGUUCGAGUAUCCUCAGCACAUGUGUCUAAGGUUCAAAGAUCCCUCCGGGGAGUUCGAGUACGAUAUGCCUUUCGAUAUUAACACACAAGACGUGACGGGCCAGAAUGUCCUCUACAUCGCAAGUAUGUUAGGAAAUCUUAAAAUAGUGGAAACUCUCCUGGGGUACAAAGUUAAAUCUGUGAAAAUUAAUGAAGAGGAACCUCCACAGACUUCAGAACAGUUUCCCAUUGCCAAACGCAGGAUAUCGACUGGGAUUCAGAGGCUCAUGUCUUCUCUCAACUUCAGGAGCAAAUCUACCGAGCAGAAGAAGGAUGACAAUUCUAUAUGUCCUUUACAACUCGACAUUUAUUGCAACAACAGCACUGAGACUGCACUUCAUACUGCUGUCAAGGCAGGUCACACCGAAGUUGUAGCGAUAUUGUUGCAAUCCGGGAGCAAUCCAAAUUUGCCGAUUAAAACGUACACUCGAUCCUCCGUUAACAAGUCUGAAGGUGAAACCGAGGCUGUGAAUGAUCUCACACUUUUGACAAUAGCUUGUCACAACAGAGACGUGAAAAUUGCUGAUUUGUUGUUAAAAUAUGGAGCUGUGGAUAACGAAUGCAGAGCCUUGAAAAUAGCGGCUCAAAAUGGGGACGAGAUCCUUACAGCCAAAUUGCUUUCAAUCAAGGCACACCCUGAUCCUGACUACAAGAUCAAUAAGAAAGCGAUGACAGAGGGAACUCAGACCUCGCACUUCUCAGCCCUUUCCAGCUUUGGAAACGUAACAUACCCCUCUUUAUUUCCAAACACCCCCACCAUGAUCAACUGGCACGAUCAGCAGUGCAGAUUAUCGCAGAUAAGAAUCCAGUGGCUGAUCGACGCAGUCCUCCACGUGAAUAAAAAACUGAGUGGAAAGAAUAAUGACCUCGCACUGUACGCAAUAACUCGAAUCGAUAUAUCUCAUAAUUCUAUCACCACGAUACCGUCCAUGAUAUUCUACCUGCAAAGCUUGAAAUACCUCAACAUGGCGCAGAAUAAGAUUGACACUCUCACCGAAAAGCUUGAGACCGAUAAAAGGCCGAGAGAUGGAAGGGACAAGUUAUCCCCAGUUUUGGAAGAGAUGUACCUACAGGACAAUCGUUUGGAGAAGCUACCGGAAUUUCUGAUGAUUUUACCGGCGUUAGAAAUUCUGGACGUCUCCAACAACAAGCUUCAACGACUGCCAGAUAAUCUCUGGAGAGCGCCGAAGCUGAAGGAACUCAACGCUUCCUUCAAUCUCCUUCGAGAUCUGCCCAGCCAGGUCUCCCAGAAUAUUUCGACUCGACGGGAAAUGGGUCUAUCGAGCACCAAUAACUUCGAGUUUUCUUCAAGACCCCCGACAAGUAAUAGCACUCACGAAGGACUUGAAAUCACGGCAAUAAGUCGAGAUGAUUCAGCGGAAUUCGAUUCUUUUACGAAGUUGACAAACGCUCAGAUAAUAGAGAUGGAUAGGCCCCACGUGUGGACAAAGUCAGUGAGAGUUUCCGAGAAGAUAAACGAUGAUUCAGAGCCAGGUGCACGGUCAGUCCUCACAUCGCUUAAUCUUGCCCAUAAUUUGUUUAAUAGUAUUCCUGUAGCUUUACCUUGUCUAGCAGUUAGUUUAGUGAGAUUAAAUAUGGCUUAUAAUUCAUUGCGAUCGAUGAGUCAUAUAACUUCGUACCCAGCCAGUCUCAAGCAAUUGGAUUUAUCGAACAAUCAGAUAUCCUGCUGGCCGAGUUUACCACAGGUGGAUCCCAGUUGCACAGACUCUAUGGAGCAAGCCUCCACUGCAUGCUACUGUCCCUCGACUAAUAUUCAAUCCCCGAUAAUGAAUUCUGUUGCCAGUAAUAGGACAAGUUGUGGAGGUGCGUCAUUGAGGGAUAUCGUUCUCAUGUCUGUGUGCAAUCACAGGAGACACUUGAGACUGGAAAAUUUGAGGACUUUGGUUCUCGCAAAUAAUUUAUUAACCAGAAUUCAAUUGACAUCGGUUGAUGAUGGAGAGAAUAUUCUUGGUUUUGACGAAAGUGGUAGGUGUUAUUAUUACAGCGAUGGUGAUCGUCAUAGUGAGUCAGAUCGUGAGAGUAAAUUAUCGAAGAACUCAGCAACAAUGUCCACACAAACCCAUCAGAAUCAGUACUCGAAGCUUUAUCUGUUGUUUCCAAACGUCUCAAUGCUGGACGUUAGCAACAAUAGCCUGAAGGAAAUACCCCAGAAUAUUUACGAACUGAGUAAUUUGUCGGUUCUGAAUAUAAGUGGAAACAUUGAAAUCAGUGAGCUGCCUCCACAGAUGGGUUUACUUUCUCGUCUGUGGAAUCUUAACACACAGGGCUGUAAACUUCAGGAACCCUUGAAGACGAUGAUUGAAUCAAAGAAGUACAAAACGAUGGAUGUUGUGGGGUACCUAAAAUCGAUUCUAGAAGACGCGAAACCCUACGCAAGGAUGAAAUUGAUGAUUGUAGGGAUCCAAGGAAUAGGGAAGACUAGCUUACUCGAGCAACUGCGUCAGGAGGGGGAGGUUCCCAAUAAGAAGAGAUCUGCGGAGCACUGGGCCAAGCGAAUGGGGAAUAAGAACAUCAAUACGAAGACGGCUCGUGGUACAACAAUUUCUACUGUUGGGGUAGACAUUGGAGAUUGGGUUUAUGAGAAGAAGGUUCGGGGACAGUCGUCGCAUGGGGCCGUAUACUUCAGGACAUGGGAUUUUGGAGGACAGAAAGAGUAUUAUGCUACUCACCAGUAUUUCUUGUCGAAACGAAGUUUGUACCUGGUCGUCUGGAAGAUAACGGAUGGGUUUAAAGGAGUUUUUGAGAUAUUCCAGUGGCUGGUUAAUAUCCAAAGCAGAGCUCCAAACUCUCCUGUGAUAAUCGUAGGAACCCACUACGAUGUGUCCAAUGAACAAAGCGAAGUUCUCCAACAAUACAUCAGAGAUAAAUUUAUAAACGUCGUUGAUGCUGAAAAGUGUGGCCUGCCCAAGGUCAUGGAGACUAUUGAGGUGAGUUGCAAGACUCGUCAUAAUAUCAAGAUGUUGUGUAACCUGAUUUAUGACGUAGUGUUCAGUCUUAAAUCCCCGGGAAGCAAGGAACUAUUAUUGGAACAAAGAGUUCCGGCUAGUUAUCUAGCCCUCGAGGACGUUGUCGUUCAAUUGGCGCAUGAUAGAAAGCUUUCUGGCGCUGAUCCUGUCCUUAGAGCUGACCAAUAUUAUGCAGCUGUUAAUAACGAACUCCAGAAGCUGCAUAAAUCCUUCCGGGAUCUUGCUGAACUACACCAGGCGACGCUCUUCCUGCACGAGAAUGGAAUAAUCCUUCAUUAUGAUGAUGCUACUCUGAAGGAUCUUUACUUUCUGGAUCCUCAGUGGCUCUGCGACAUGCUCGCUCAUGUCGUCACCAUUAGGGAGAUCAAUCCCUUCGCAAGGGCGGGGAUAAUGAAACUGGAUGACAUUCAACACGUGUUCAAGUCAUCUACUAUAUCGUCGGUGGACACUCAGGGGUACAUCGUGAGUCUACUCAAUAAAUUCGAAGUUGCUCUUACUUGGGACUAUCGAACACUCUUGAUACCUUCUCUACUGCCUACCGAGGAGGAUAUUCAGAGGAAUAACCAGAUUAUAAAAAUUCCGUUAAAGUCCAGAGGUUGGCAUGUUAGAACAAAAAAAAUAACAUCUCCAACUAACGUCCUGGACUCCAUGAUUGGUGACAGGAGGAAUAGCCGUCAUUUGGAUCUCACUCGUAACAACAAAACAUCAACCCUAACAUCCAGACCCCAGCCCGAUUGCUCAGUGACAAGACUACUGCUGAUGUCGUAUUUUCCGAGUGGAUUCUGGUCUAGAUUGAUCACCAGGAUUCUCGCUGAUGAUACCAUUGUCGAUAUCGUAAUGACCUUCAUAACCCCAUUCAAAGAUUUCGUUGAUGACAAUAUAUUCUCUACUUUAUUGGAUAACAAUGCUGAAUGGAUUGUUUGGCAGACUGGUCUAGAGCUACGUUACGCAGGAAUUACAUUGUUAAGACUCAAAGAAGUCAACUGGAAAAUGAAAAAUGCUCCUUACGACUACAGACAAUUGAAAUUUAUGUUAAAACAAGAUGGAACCUGGUGCAGUGUGGAUUUGAAGAACUCGGCAAUCUUGGAAAUUUGGUUUCCAGUGGAUACUCUAGUCAUAAAACAGCCGAUAAUGUCGUCCCUGUCUGCCGAGGGAGGCGAAGACGAAGAGCCCAUGGGGUACCAGGCGAUUGUUGUGGAGCCUCGCCCCGAAAGUAUGCCACAGUUACUCGCGCUAAUUGUCGAUCACAUUGACAUCCUCCUCGAGGACUGGUACCCCACGUUGGGAACUCGUUUUGUUCACACAUCGGAGGGAAAACUUCUAGUGACGCGAUUGAUCCCCUGUCCCAGAUGUCUCUUAAACGCCACAAACGGUAAUUCCGAUAAUGACCGAAGCGAUCAGGAGACGUCAGCGUCGGGAGGAUCGAUGGAAGUACUCGCUGAGGGUGAUGAAGAGACCUCCAAAUCCCCUGACGACUGCUGCACUUAUCAUCAGCAUCACGAGCGUCAGAGCCAGGACAGUUGUAAGUCGGAUGGCGACAGUGGAGUUGGUUAUGACAGCUCUGCCUCCAGUCGCAUGCCCUCCCUCGAGGGUCACCCAGAUAUGACAGCUCGUCAAUCGUCAAAUAAGAACUGGAAUGUGGAAGGAAUCACUGUUUAUUCGUGGAUGGUGGAGGAGUGCAUUCUUUCGGCAUACAGUAACAAAACUAUCGCGUGCCCGAAGCACCUGGACAUUCCAUUAUCUCACGUAGCUCCGGACAUCAUCUUUAUGGAUCUUGGUGCAAGACACUUGAUUAAAUCUGAUGACAUCAAGAGAGGAAGAAUGCUGGGACGAGGUGCCUUUGGAUUUGUCUUCAAAGGCACUUGCAAAGUUUCCAGCGGAACUCGAGGAGAGACAAUGGACGUUGCUAUGAAGAUGCUACAACCAGUCCCUCCGGGGCCUAAUUCUAAACCUUCGGCGGUCUUGGCUUACAAGGCAGCCCAGAGCAAAUGGGACAGAGAUCCACUUCAGUACGCUUGCAAGGCUUACUGCACAGCCAGACAAGAACUCAACAUCUUAUUGACGUUAAGACACACCAACAUUGUUCCUCUCAUCGGAAUCGUCAUCAGUCCCCUAGCUCUCGUUCUCGACUUAGCCCCAGAAGGAGCAUUAGACAAUGUUCUGAAGAACUAUCGAAGAUCAGGAGCUAAACUAGAUCCUCACACCCUUCAGUCCAUAAUUUUACAGGUCGCAAAAGCUGUAGAGUACCUCCAUCAGCAACACGUCAUCUACAGAGAUCUCAAGUCCGAAAAUGUUCUAGUAUGGAUGAUGCCUCAGCCACAUCAGCACUACUUGGAGCACCCGGUUCACGUCAAGGUCGCCGAUUAUGGAAUCUCCAGGUUAACCCUGCCAUCGGGGGCUAAGGGAUUCGGUGGCACUGAGGGCUUUAUGGCGCCUGAAAUAAUAAAAUACAAUGGAGAGGAGGAGUACACUGAGAAAGUUGAUUCCUUCUCCUUCGGGAUGUUCAUCUACGAGCUCGUGACCCUUCGACAACCGUUUGAGGGGCAUGAAGCUGUGAAGGAGUGCAUCUUGGAGGGUGGUAGGCCUCCUCUAUCUUAUAGGGAGACUCUAUACCCCUGUUAUGUUCUCGAUUUGAUGGUCAUCUGUUGGGCGCAGAAUCCUAAAGAUCGUCCCACUGCUAGUCAAAUCGUCUCAAUUGCGUCGGCUCCUGAAUUCACCCAUCUUAUUGAUGUUACGCUAUUGACGGAGAGAACACAAGUUACUGCGAUCACAGCAACUUCUAGACCUCCAGCGUCAGCUGGUUCUAACGAAAGCUUUUUCGCUGAUGAAAUCUGGCUGGGGCACAAUAAUGGAGAAGUCGACAUGCUUCUAGGUACUGAGAAGGGCUGGCUUCAACAUGUGAGGAUCGAAACCCCAGUGAUCCCUUAUGCUAUGUCUGGAGUCGAUGGUUACAUCUGGAUUGGAGACAAUGCUGGGCAGAUUCAUGUGUAUUUGGCCACCAAUUUCGGUUGUGUUGCUAGUUAUUAUUUGGAGUCCGAUCAGAAUCUCUACAGGGAAUCCAAGAUCGUGGGGCUAAUUCAUCUGGAGAGCAUUAAGCACUUUGCAGUUGCUCUGCACAGCGGGAAGAUCUAUUUAUUGACCAAUAAUUUCACACAGAUGAAGAAGACGGAAAUUGUUAAGAGUGUUAAGGAGAACAUCAAGACAUACUCGCUAGCUGCUGUGCACAGGAGAAGGAGAAUCAUUGAGCUCUGGGUUGGUCAGAGUUUUGGCGGGAUCGCGAUCUAUGUUAUCAAAGAGAAUGGAAAUUUAGUUGAUACUUGUGAGGUUGUUCACAUACAGAAUGAAACCUCUAGCAAGAAUCUUUUUGCUACGUAUUUGCUGAGUGCUGAAACGUCGGUUCUCUCUUAUACGUAUCCUGGGUGCAUCGUUUAUCAGUGGGACGUGGAGACGAGGCAGAUUAUCAAUAAGUUGGAUAUGUCGAAGCUGGUGCCGUGUUCGGAGAGCUUGAAAUCCAUUUCUAUCGAGGAGAAUUUCACAACUGAGAGGUGCCAAGUGACUGCUCUUGAAGUCUGCAUGAAUCAGUUAUAUAUUGGGACCACCUGGGGAUGUAUUGCUGUUGCUGAGUGCAACUCACUGAGACCCAUCACUGUGUUUAGACCGUUCGAAGGGAAGGUCUCGGAAAUCGUUGCGUUGAAAUCCCCGGAUAAAAAGCGAUUGACUCUAGCGACUGUCGGGCAGGGGUAUAGAAGUCUCAUCUCAAGGUAUACUGAUUAUCCUAUUGAUUGCUUGCUUGCUGAAGAUCUCAGACAUAAUAUGUACACACUGUUGUGGCGCGCUGAGAAUUGGUCCGCUGCCUAAUUGGGAUUUUUUUUUGGUACAUUGUUGAGGGUGCUGGGAGGUUGUGAAGUGGUGGGCGGAAGAAAUCCACUUGUUAAAAUAUUUAGUAGAAAAUGUAUGCACUCACUAAACAUUAUAUUGACUCUUUUAGAUGACCAGUGACCGUAAACAACUCAUAAAUUCAGGUCGGGUUUAUUAUGAAAGACGAGAAAUGAUGGUGGUUGGGGAUGUAGGAUUGCUUCGUUGAUUUUCUGUGCAAGAUAUGUAGAGAAUAUUUAUGAAUUUGACAUUAAUUCAAGAUCUAUUAGCUAUCUGUCAAGAAGAGACUGGAUACAUAAUACAUAAUUGUUGAGUCAUUAAGUAUUGAAAGAGUUAAUUCAUCUGCAUUUUCCAUAAGAAAAUGAAAACUAAAAGUAUUUCUCAGGAAUUCAUUCUUUAGAAUAAACUCGUCAUUACUCUUUGUGCGAUUGUUGAAAUAAUAUUUUCGAAUCUGUGGGAGAAGGGAAGGAUUAUUGCAAAGUCAUCAUUACAAUUUUGCUAUCUGCUUUAAAUCCAAGGAUAUUCAUAAACAACGGUGAGCAUCAAGCUGAACUAAUGAACUAAUUCGUUUACACCACUUCACAACCAUAUUCAUUACUAACUCAUGAUCAUAAUGUAUGAUGAGAGGAAAAGGUCAUAGAGAUGAGAGUUUUUUCCGAACCGCAUUUUUAAUAAGAAUACGUCCACAGAUGUUUAAACAUAAAUGUUAUUCAGAAGAACAUUAUCUCAUUAAAAUUUUUUAGUCAUGAGUACAGUCAUGUGAUUGUGUAAAUAAUUUUUAAGGUACAAUAAUGCAGGAUUAUUGAGUAGAUUGAUAAUUGAAAUUUAAGGCAGUUGUUCACAGUGAGAUAUUAAAUAAGAUUAACAAACGUUUACUAAGAUCACGCACGAAAAGCUUUCAUUUUAAAAAGUUGGGAUUUCUAUUGGAAAUCGAUCGGUGUUUCUGUUAAUUCUAAUCAUCCGAAUUUUAUUUAUCUACACAACUUACUCCAUUGCGAUAUUUUCUAUUGACAUUUUUGGACACUUUUUCCACUUUUUUCCAAGUUGUUGUUUUCUUUAUUUUAAAAAAUCAUCUCAUCACGAAGAAGUUUGGAUAAACUAGUUGAGCUUUUUCCGUAGCGAUUAUCUUAAUAGAAUAGGAAAACACAAAGUUUUUCUAUGGAAAUGUUACGCACCCCGUUCAUCUUCCAUUUAACGCAGUCCAUACGUAUUUUGUAAUUGAUUAAUAUUAAUUAAAAAAUAUGCUCUGACUUGGAUCGUAUUACUGGUGAUAAUCAGAAAGAGAUCAUAUUAUGACGUAACGUCGAGUGGUUUUCAUUGAUAUGUAAUCGUGAUAGUGGUUGUUAAUUCCUUUUACGUGGUAUUUUACGAGCAUUAUUGUGUAAUUUUUAUCAGUUUUUUUUAGAAUUUUUCAAAGAGAUGGUCUAUAACAUUUACUAAAUGAUUCAAUGGUCAUUAAUGAGUGAGAAUAAUUUUUUUAGCUAUUAAUAAUCGUGUACCUCAUUUUUUUCUAUUUAUUUAUUCACUGUAUUCAGUAAAUUAUGUAUAGAUAGCUAGACUACUUAAUUUGUUGUUGAAAAUAUUAAUGAUUGAAUAAAAAUUGGAAUGAACAUUACAA
Diachasmimorpha longicaudata is the source of this 9732-nucleotide messenger RNA. RefSeq names its product leucine-rich repeat serine/threonine-protein kinase 1 (gene Lrrk). Gene Ontology annotation, biological process: protein phosphorylation. The coding region runs from base 390 to 8096 and encodes 2568 amino acids. Lineage: Eukaryota; Metazoa; Arthropoda; Insecta; Hymenoptera; Braconidae. The transcript has 3 exons. Gene Ontology annotation, molecular function: ATP binding; protein binding; protein kinase activity. The record is from RefSeq and is a predicted model, not a curated record.